CCGUCCGAGGGGAGCGGGCUCCGCUCGGCGCUACCUUCUGCGACCUGGCCGUCAGCCCCACGUCGCCGGCCUGGAGGGGCGAAGAAGACGAGGGGGCCAAGGCUUCCUGCGGGGACAUUGGCUCUCUGGAUUAUCAGGAGUUUGUAGUUGACAUUGAGUCCAAGCUGAGAAUGGAAGGUGUGGAACUUAAGGAAGAAUGGCAAGAUGAAGAUUUUCCAAUACCUUUACCAGAAGAUGAUAGUAUUGAAGCAGAUAUAUUAGCUGUAACUGGACCAGAGAACCAGCCUGGCUCACUAGAAGUUAAUGGAAAUAAAGUAAGAAAGAAACUGAUGGCCCCAGACAUUAGCCUGACCCUGGAUCCUAGUGAUGGCUCUGUGUUAUCAGAUGAUUUGGAUGAAAGUGGGGAGAUUGACUUAGAUGACUUAGACACACCAUCAGAGAACAGUAAUGAAUUUGAGUGGGAAGAUGAUCUUCCAAAACCCAAAACUACUGAAGUUAUUAGGAAAGGCUCAAUUACUGAAUACACAGCAGCAGAGGAAAAAGAAGAUGGACGACGCUGGCGUAUGUUCAGAAUUGGGGAACAGGACCACAGGGUUGAUAUGAAGGCAAUUGAACCCUAUAAAAAAGUUAUCAGCCAUGGAGGAUAUUAUGGGGAUGGAUUAAAUGCCAUCGUUGUGUUUGCUGUCUGUUUUAUGCCUGAAAGUGGUCAACCUAACUAUAGAUACCUGAUGGACAAUCUCUUUAAGUAUGUUAUUGGCACUUUGGAGCUGUUAGUAGCAGAAAACUACAUGAUAGUUUAUUUAAAUGGUGCAACAACUCGAAGAAAAAUGCCCAGUCUGGGAUGGCUCAGGAAAUGCUAUCAGCAAAUUGAUAGAAGGUUACGGAAGAAUCUAAAAUCUCUAAUCAUUGUACAUCCCUCUUGGUUUAUCAGAACACUUCUGGCUGUUACAAGACCAUUUAUUAGCUCAAAAUUCAGCCAAAAAAUUAGAUACGUCUUUAAUUUGGCAGAACUAGCGGAACUUGUCCCCAUGGAAUAUGUUGGCAUACCAGAAUGCAUAAAACAGUAUGAAGAAGAAAAGUUAAAAAAGAAACAAAAAAGAGUUGAUCAAGAACUUAAUGGAAAACAAGAUGAACCGAAAAGUGAACAGUAAGUUUGGCAAUCUAGUCCAAACAAGACUGAAGAAUGUGCUGAUGAAGCAAUGCUCUGUUUUGCAUUUAUAAUGCAUUUAUUGGCCCUGUUUUUUAUGUAACCUGUUACAAAAUUGACUUGACUUUUUCUUAAUGGACUUUUGUGUAAGGGACUCUUCACUGCUGUAUUGGUUUGCAAAUCUCUUGAAUUUAGUUCUUUACUAGCUAAUUAUAUUGCAAUCAUUUUAUAUUUUAGAUUGCUAAAUAGCAAAGAACCAUACUUUAUGUAAAGCAAUUUUUGCAUUUGUUUAUUGAAUGAUGCAUCUUCUUCAGUAAAAUAUUUAUAUGCCUAACUGGUAAAGGAAAGAGAUAAUAUAUAUUUUUAUGUUUUUGAGCAAUAUUUUUUAAUGUAUACUUGUCUUGUGGAAGAGUAUGCAGGUAAAUAAGACCAUGAUUUUGUAAAGUGCAUGUUAGAAUUUUUGUUUUUGUAAAUGGUUAAAUACAUUUCCUGGGUAGCUUAGAAAAUAAAGUUGCUCAUAAGAUGAGGGACAGUUAAACUGGUUCUCGUGAAUACCCAAAGGUCAUGUACAUAAUCUAAGUAAAUUAGUACCAUCUUAA
This is a messenger RNA of Diceros bicornis minor, 1746 nucleotides long. It is a transcript of the gene BNIP2, whose product is annotated as BCL2 interacting protein 2. The coding region runs from base 171 to 1151 and encodes 326 amino acids. The transcript is spliced from 11 exons. The record is from RefSeq and is a predicted model, not a curated record. Gene Ontology annotation, biological process: apoptotic process. Lineage: Eukaryota; Metazoa; Chordata; Mammalia; Perissodactyla; Rhinocerotidae. Gene Ontology annotation, cellular component: cytoplasm.